AUGGGCUCAAGCAAAGGCUCGCCCCCGCCCUCCGCCGCGGGCCCCUCUUCGGCCGGGGCCGCGCCGGCGCCGGUGGGGGCGGUGCCGAAGCCGCCGGAGGUGGCGCCGUUCCUCACCAAGGUCUACGACAUGGUCUCGGACGCGGCCACCGACAGGGUCAUGUCGUGGUCCGACGCCGGCAACAGCUUCGUGAUCUGGGACGCGCACGCCUUCGAGCGCGACCUGCUCCGCCACCACUUCAAGCACAACAACUUCAGCAGCUUCAUACGCCAGCUCAACACCUAUGGAUUUCGUAAAGUUGACCCUGAUAGAUGGGAGUGGGCCAAUGAGGGGUUUCUUAGGGGCCAAAAGCAUCUUCUGAAAAUCAUUAAGAGAAAGAAGAGACCUCAGGAAGCAAGUCGUGAGUUGGAGAAGGCACCUGUCAAAGCUUCACCUGGUACUGAAAAUAUUGAAAUAGGAAGAUAUGGCGGGCUUGUAAAGGAGGUGGAAACCCUUAAGAGGGAUAAAGCUCUUCUAAUGCAGCAGCUUGUGGAUCUCAGGCACUACCAGCAAAGCUCUAACCUUGAAGUCCAGAGUUUGAUUCAACGCCUUCAACUAAUGGAACAGAACCAGAAGCAGAUGAUGGCACUUCUAGCAAUCGUUGUCCAGAACCCUAGUCUUCUCAACCAGCUUGUGCAGCAGCAGCAGCAGCAGCGCAGGAACAGCUGGCGUUAUGAGGAUGGAAACAAGAAAAGGAGGUUCCCUGCUCUAGAGCAGGGUCCUGUAACUGAUCAGGAGACUUCUGGCGCAGGGGCCGAAAUUAUUCAGUAUCGCCCCCCUGUCCCUGAAACCUCUAGCCAAGUAAUAGCAGAUGAAGCAUAUUUGUCGGCCACCGCAGAACCAAUCUCAAGUCCUCCACUUAACAUGCCCAUGGACAUCGACACUGAAACGACCUCAGACAACCUCAACACACAAGGUUCAUCCGGGGACAUUUUUGCUGACAUGCCUGCUCUACCAGACUUUGAUGACAUGCAACUGUGGUUUGGCGAAGACGGGGAACUUACUUUAACUAUUCAAGAUUAUGAUGAAUCUCCACAGUCAGAGCAGGACUGUCAGAUGGAAGCACAGCAUAACCACAAUAACCCUCAAUAUGGUAUUCCCUAG
Messenger RNA from Hordeum vulgare subsp. vulgare (domesticated barley), 1143 nucleotides. Its product is annotated as heat stress transcription factor A-9-like. Gene Ontology annotation, cellular component: nucleus. Gene Ontology annotation, biological process: regulation of transcription by RNA polymerase II. The transcript has 2 exons. Lineage: Eukaryota; Viridiplantae; Streptophyta; Magnoliopsida; Poales; Poaceae. Gene Ontology annotation, molecular function: RNA polymerase II cis-regulatory region sequence-specific DNA binding; DNA-binding transcription factor activity. The record is from RefSeq and is a predicted model, not a curated record. The coding region runs from base 1 to 1143 and encodes 380 amino acids.